GAAAAAUUUCAUCGCCGGCGUCGACGAAUGCUUCCAUGAUCACGACGGAGAUCUAAGUUCCGUCCAAACUGCCUUCAUCGACGGUGCUUGCGAGGUGCUUCCCGGCAGCCGUCAGGAGAAAUUCACGGCGAACAUCCUGGUGGACGGUACGUCUUACGAUGCGCGAGUGGUCGUCGGACAGCUGUAUUAUGAAACAACGGAAGCGGACAACGGUCCUCAUAUGACGAUCUUCGUCGACAAACUGCCUGGUGAUACCUUCCGAAUCACGCAACUGAGUUACCUGCUCAUAAUCAACGAAAACACCGUUGAGCUCCAUCUUCGCGAUGAGCUGCCGAUCACACUGCUGUUCGCGAGCGGGAAGCUCUCACAGUUCUGCACGCUCGUUGACGGAUAUUAUCGUAUGACUGAGAGCUUCACGGCGUGUCUCUGCAGUGAAAUUCAGCCGCCCUCGUUGAUCCUAUUGAAGAAACGGAAAAUCCACGGUCCUUUCGGGGAAUCCGUUAUGCGCAGGAAACUGUCGAAAAACCUGAGGAGCGAGGGUUGUUUUCUCGUCAGGCAGGACCAAUUGCGGUUCCGGGUCUACCAUGUCGAUAUUCUACUGGAUGAGAAUCAUUACGUGACUCACAAAAUCUGUGAACGUGCCGAGGGCGGCUUGAUAUUUGCAAACGAUUGUAAUAAAAAGGUUUAUGCCAGCUGGGACGAUUUGUUGAGUGAGCGGACUUUGGGCGGACGACCGUAUCAGCUACCACCGAGGAAUCGCGACAAGACCGGUCUGCAACUCUGCCGCGGAGCCAUCACCACCGGAGAUUUCAGAGAGGAGAAAGACAUUCAGCUCAUGAAUUUGAAGAAGUUCAAGGUCGAGCUCCCCCCUCUACGCAGCACCUAUCGACAGCAGAGGGUUCUGAGGGGAACGUAUGAGGGCUUGGCUGCCGUAUGCCGCAUACUUCAGAGUGAUGACCCGGCUACGCUCCAGAGAUUCAAUCGUAAAGCUACAGAAAUUUGUUUCUGGGAUUGUCCAGAUAUUGUACCAAUCGUUGGGUUCGCAGUUUCACCGCAAGCGUGUCUCGCGUCGGAGUUCAUGCCUCUAGGAUCGCUCGAUGCCUAUCUCAAGAAUUCCACCCAAGAUCUCACGACCGGUGAUCUGUGCAAUGUUGCGCUCUGUUUGGCAAGAGCGGUCCGGUACCUCGAGGAGAACGGAUUCGUUCACGGAAAAAUACGGAGCCGCUCGGUUUUCGUUUUCGAUCGAUCGCAGGGUCCCCUAAAGGUUAAGCUGGGAGAGCCAGGAGUCCUGCAGUACACCGACGAAGACGUGCCCUGGAUCGCUCCCGAGCACCUUCAGGACAUGGACUCGGUCGCGAGUGCCCCAGCGGCUGAUGUAUACGCGCUCGGGACGACUCUUUGGGAAAUUUUCAACCGCGCGAGCAGUCCGUUUGGAAUUGUGCCCUUGGAUCAAGCGACGGAGUUUUUCAAGUCCGGAAAUUGUUUGCCCCUGGCAGAAGUUCCGCAAGAAUUCCAUCCGAUCAUUGCUGGCUGCUGGCUCCGAGAUCCCGACGAUCGCAACGCACCGGACGAGAUGGUCCGAAAUAUCGAUCGGAUCCUGCACCAGAUCGAUGAGCCCAGGGAUGGGGAGAAGCUCGGGGGGACCGGAGGGCUACAGCCAGCGAGAGGCUCAAAGAUCGAAACAACUCAGCUACCCGCACUGCGGCAGGUCGUCCGGGAAUCGAAACUUUCCCGGAAGAACUCCACUGGGAGCGAGUCGAGCAUAGCUAGCAGGAAAGACUGGAAAUCGAACAAGCUGCUAAAGUUUCUCUUGAGGACCCGGGGGACUGAAUACGAUACUUUAUCCAAUAUAAGCUCGAUCGCUCCGUCGCGGCAUACGUUCGACACCGAUCUUCAUGACGACGACCAGCCUAAUGGCGAUAGCCAGGAUGAGAGGAGUGUCGAAGACGACGACAAAGUAGAUUACGAGAAGUGGGAAGUGAUGAGAAAAGAUGUAAAGCUACACGAACUGAUCGGCAAAGGCUACUUCGGACAGGUAUACAGAGCCGUAUUGACGAGAGCAGAUGGCUCGGAGGAGAUCGUCGCCGCGAAGCGGAUGAAUUCCUCGGUUGAGGCUUAUAGCCACAAGGACGUGCAGAAUGAAAUGGACAUCAUGAUAAGGCUCUCCCACCCAAAUAUCGUAGAGAUUUUGGGAGUUAUACGCGAAGAUGAAACCCUGUUAGUCAUGGAGUUCAUGGGACUGGGUGCCUUAUCUGCGUACUUACAAGCCAAUGAGAGAAUACUGACCAAUAAGGUGCUGGCCAAGUUCGCGUGUGAUGUGGCGAGCGCAAUGGCUUACUUAGAACGCAAGAAGAUCAUACAUCGGGAUCUGGCGGCGCGAAAUAUUCUAGUCAAGUCGGAAACAUGCGUCAAACUGAGCGAUUUCGGUCUCGCGCGUAUCCUCGACAAGGACUACUACGAUGUUUGCACGCCGAACCGUGCUCUGCCCAUAAAAUGGUACGCUCCAGAAUCCAUUUUCUACAACAGGUUCACGAUCAAGAGCGAUAUCUGGAGUUUCGGCGUUGCUCUCUGGGAAAUAUUCACCUGCGGACAGGAUCCUGCGAUCCUCGAUUCUAAUGAGCCCACAAAGAUAGGUGACGCUCUCGUAGAUGGGGUUCGUCUGCCCCCUCCGGAGAGAUGUCCUGUUGAAGUCUACCAAAUGAUGCGUGAAUGCUGGAAUUUGGAGCAGAACUUGCGUCCGAACUUCGCCGACUUGCACUUCAGGAUUUUCGGCAUCAUUGAUGAUAUUGAUUGA
Molecule: messenger RNA, 2794 nt
Organism: Galendromus occidentalis (western predatory mite)
Lineage: Eukaryota; Metazoa; Arthropoda; Arachnida; Mesostigmata; Phytoseiidae
Exons: 6
Coding region: 221-2794 (857 amino acids)
Biological process (GO): cell differentiation; cytokine-mediated signaling pathway; cell surface receptor signaling pathway via JAK-STAT
Cellular component (GO): cytosol; membrane
Molecular function (GO): cytokine receptor binding; non-membrane spanning protein tyrosine kinase activity; ATP binding
Source: RefSeq, a predicted model, not a curated record